AUGCUCAACCGGACCCAACUUGGUCCACUUUCCAUGGGCGCGUGUCUCGUGUUGGCAUGCUGUGUGGCCGGCUGGCCGUCAAUGGCCCACUCGCCAUCCGCCAACGAGAAGCUCCGUUCUCGCCAAUCCCAGCAAACUAUCUUCGAGGCCGCGAUGAAUAACCAGGUCCAAGCCUCCCAUCUUCCCGCCGAGGCCCUCGUUUACACCGCCGCCAACGGCCAGCCGUAUGCCACCCCGCUCGCCGCUCAGAGGAUCGGUGUUGAUGGCCCACUGUUGCUUCAGGACUCCCAUCUGAUCGAUAACCAGGCGCACUUCAACCGCAAAAAUAUCCCUGAUCGGGUCGUCCAUGCUCUUGGUGCCGGCGCUCACGGUAUCUUCACGACGACGACCGACUUUGCCCAGUCGAUACACGAUGAUGAGUCUUUUCCAAAGAGGUAA
Puccinia graminis f. sp. tritici CRL 75-36-700-3 is the source of this 438-nucleotide messenger RNA. RefSeq lists its product as uncharacterized. The record is from RefSeq and is a predicted model, not a curated record. Lineage: Eukaryota; Fungi; Basidiomycota; Pucciniomycetes; Pucciniales; Pucciniaceae. Gene Ontology annotation, biological process: response to hydrogen peroxide; hydrogen peroxide catabolic process. The transcript is spliced from 3 exons. Bases 1 to 438 code for a protein of 145 amino acids. Gene Ontology annotation, molecular function: heme binding; catalase activity. Gene Ontology annotation, cellular component: cytoplasm; mitochondrion; peroxisome.